Molecule: messenger RNA, 612 nt
Organism: Pyricularia pennisetigena
Lineage: Eukaryota; Fungi; Ascomycota; Sordariomycetes; Magnaporthales; Pyriculariaceae
Exons: 4
Coding region: 1-612 (203 amino acids)
Source: RefSeq, a predicted model, not a curated record
AUGUUGGCAAUUCCAAGGCGACUCAACAGCGAGGCCCUCUGGUGGGGCGAUGUCGAGGACCUAGCCACAGGCAGCGUGCUCGGCGGAGCAGGACCGGCCGUGGCAGAUGUUGGAGCAGAGGAUGCGUGGCGGGGAUCCGGGACCCGGAGCUCGACAAAGUGCAAGCCCCGGACCGGGCCGCUGGGUAACAGAGGCGACGCCUACCGGGGUGGUAGCCAACUUACAAGCCUAGAUUUCCUCCACGGGGUACCUCGGGCGCGCAUCCUGCCUCGCAUGUGGAAAGCUGUGCAGCUUGGAAACAGGGUCACCAACGGUCCCACUCACCCCCCCUCACAGACGAACAUGAUGCGUACUUUGGCAUUGCAGUCGACCACCUCCAACCACCUCGUGAAUCACGGCCCGAAUAGCUACAUUAGAAAGCGGACAGUACCCUCGAAGCGCGAGAAGAGUCACCAGCCCGACGGCGCUGCCCUUGACGAGUCGGGCCGAACGACCAAGUCCGAGUUUCUGACCAACGGCGGUGCCGAGAAUGGCGUCAUUGGGGGUAGGAUACGGGUAGCAUUACCGAAGCUUGAAGGCGCCAAGAUUCCCCACACGGUUCGAUCGUCAUAA